AUGGAGCAUUGGCCGAAGCAAAAGGAGUUCUCGGCGACCGGAUUAGCGGAGGAAAGACGGCAGGUGGUGUUAUCAUCAACAGCAUCGAAUCCAAGUUUCAUCGAAGAACACAUAGCACGAUUCUCGACCUACACUACUAUGAUUCGUCAAACUGCUUGGUGUCGUCGAUACCUACGCAACCUACGAGAGGAGGCAGGCAAACGCAAGGUCGGACCGUUGACCGUAGAGGAGCUGCUACAAGCCGAAUCGAAAAUUAUACAGCGGGUACAACAGGAGGUCUUCGGCAGAGAGCUAAAAGCCAUUAGCAAAGGAGAGAGUGUAGCACGUCAAUCGCCCCUUCGCUGGUAUUGCCCAUUUGUCGCGCCUGAUGGUCUGUUGCGGGUAGGGGGAAGACUUGGGAAGUCGGGAGAGUGUGAGGAUGCGAAGCACCCAAUUGUGCUACCUGCUCGUCAUAGCCUAACAAAACUAAUAAUUCGGCAUUAUCAUUUGAAACUGUUGCACGCUGGACCGCAACUCAUAUUGAGCACAGUUCGGCUUCGAUUUUGGCCUCUUGGGGGACGUAAUGUAGCGAGACAGGUCUGCCACGAAUGUAUGCGUUGCUAUCGGACGAAGCCAGCAACUAUUCGUCAAUUUAUGGCCGAACUACCUACACCGAGAGUGGUUCCAGCAAAACCAUUUUCGACGACAGGGGUCGAUUACUUCGGCCCGAUCUACGUGCGACCUGGAUACCGAAGAGCUGCAGUGAAGGCGUAUGUGGCAGUAUUUGUAUGCUUCUCCACGAAGGCGGUACACCUGGAGUUAGCCACCGAUCUUUCGACGCCCUGCUUCAUCCAAGCAUUGCGUCGAUUUAUUUCACGUCGCGGAAAGUGUGCCCAAUUGUUCUCCGACAACGGCACAAAUUUUGUUGGAGCUAGGAACGCCAUGGAGAAACUCCUACAAAACCUACGGUCCAAGGAGCACAACGAAACAGUAGCGAAGUGGUGUACAGAUGAAGGAAUGCAGUGGAGUUUUAUACCGCCCGGCGCCCCCCACUUCGGUGGUUUGUGGGAGAGUGCCGUACGAUCGACGAAGGUGCACCUACUGAAGGUACUAGGUGACACAGCGGUUUCGUAUGAGGAUAUGACGACCCUCCUAGCCCAGGUGGAGUGUUGUUUAAACUCAAGGCCCUUAACACCCCUUUCUGAUGACCCGGAGGACUUGGAGGCCUUGACCUCAGGGCAUUUUUUGGUCACCACAUCACUGCAAGCGUUACCGGAAAAGGAUUUGACCAGCAUAUCACCAGGGAGACUACGACACCGAGAGCUGAUUCAACAGUGUCUGCAAUUUUAUUGGAAGCGUUGGCGGUCCGAGUAUUUGACCCAACUGCAGGCACGGACCAAAUGGUGGCAACCGCCACAGGAAAUCAAGACCGGGAGUCUGGUGGUAAUCCGAGAUGAUAAUCAGCCACCAACACGCUGGAGAAUGGCCCGUAUUCAUGCUGUACAUCCGGGGGACGACAACGUUGUGAGAGUUGUCACACUCAAAACGGCCGAUGGCUUCAUCAAGAGACCUGUCACCAAAAUUUGUAUCCUGCCGGUGGCCAAUUCAGGGGAAACAGAAGCAGCAGAUCCGAAGGAAAGUUCUGAAACUCCGGCUGUUUCAGGGGAGGGGAGGAUGUUGGAGACACCCUAA
Aedes albopictus (Asian tiger mosquito) is the source of this 1671-nucleotide messenger RNA. RefSeq lists its product as uncharacterized. The transcript has a single exon. Gene Ontology annotation, molecular function: nucleic acid binding. The coding region runs from base 1 to 1671 and encodes 556 amino acids. Lineage: Eukaryota; Metazoa; Arthropoda; Insecta; Diptera; Culicidae. Gene Ontology annotation, biological process: DNA integration. The record is from RefSeq and is a predicted model, not a curated record.